Hydractinia symbiolongicarpus is the source of this 3463-nucleotide messenger RNA. RefSeq lists its product as uncharacterized. Gene Ontology annotation, molecular function: hexosyltransferase activity. Gene Ontology annotation, cellular component: membrane. The record is from RefSeq and is a predicted model, not a curated record. NCBI's taxonomy places the organism in Eukaryota, Metazoa, Cnidaria, Hydrozoa, Anthoathecata, Hydractiniidae. The transcript has 11 exons. Bases 259 to 3453 code for a protein of 1064 amino acids.
UACACAAAGAUAGGGGAUUGGAACCUAAGUUAGUUAUCAUACGAAACAAAGGUUAUUAGCUAUGAAAUAUUUUUAUGUUAUCGGAAGCUUUAUAAUUAAUCAUUCUAUACAUAACAAUGCAGAAUGGUUUAACUUGAAAGAACUUAAUUCAUUAAUCAUUAAGUUGGCAGUACAAUACAAUAAGAAAAUCAAAUGACAUAUCAAAUUACAUAUCAAAUGACAUAGAAUGAUGGUUGCCAGUAAAGAAAACAAGCUAUAAUGAAAGCGACGAUUAGAAUGCCUGAAUUUAAAACGAAUACUUUCCGUGUGAAAAUAUUAUAUUUCUUAUUGGUAUGUUUCUUUUUGUAUUUAUAUGUUUCCUAUUACCCGGCUGAAAAAACGCAACCUCAGCUUGUAUACAUAACAGAAGAUGAAUUAUUACCACGGUUAACGAAACUUGAAACAGGAAUAAAACUCAUUUUGACGAUACUUAAUGAGAGAGUAAAUACAUCGAAGAAAAGCAAUAUUGUUGUAAACAAAACAGUCCCGAUUUCACCAGAAAAAGAUGAUUAUGACUUAGGAGAGCUCAACAAUUUAUUUUCUGUGCAGCAACAUAAACACGACACAAGCUUGAUAACACAAAGCAGAUGCAUGCGUCAGUAUACCUUAAUUGUCUUACUAAUAUCAGAUGUCUCUCACUUCAGCCGCCGUGAUACCAUUAGGCGUACUUGGGGAAAGGACAAUUUUAAUCGCUGGAAAACGUUCUUUCUUGUUGGUAGAGCACACAACAUUCAUACAGAAAGACUUUUUGCUGCUGAGUUAAAGAAACACAAAGAUAUAAUACUGGUUAACGUUUAUGAAGAUUUCUAUAACAUGACAUCGAAAGUUCAAGCGGGACUCGAAUGGUCAACACGCUAUUGUGAAUAUAAAUAUCUAUUUAAAGGAAAUGAUAAUACUUUUAUAAACUUCCCAAGAUUAUUUUCAUUCUUAAAGUCACCCGACACACCAACAACUGAACUAUACGCAGGCAGCGUCCAAUACGAAGCUCGUGUAGAAAGAAGAGGAAAGUAUAGAGUAACAAAGGAUGAAUAUAAAGGGAAAAUAUAUCCACGUUAUUGUUCAGGCGGAGGAUAUGUAUUAUCGAAAGAUGUUGUGAAACGACUGUUAAACACAAUGCCUUAUGUAUCCCGCAUAAGUAUAGAUGAUGCGUAUAUAGGACAGUUAGCGUUAAAGUCUGGCAUAGACGUAACACCUGUUAAUAACUUUAAAAUGUUUGAAGACGAAGAAAAUGCAGAUUGUGUGUUUAAAAGUGAAACAAUAGUGCAUCACCCUGUUGAAACAAACGAAUGUAUGAUCCAGAUAUUUAGAAAGAGUCUACAACAAAAGGAAGAGUUUAUGCUACUUGGCAUGUUUUUGGCGCCUAUUAAUCCCGUCCCCAGGGCUCUUGUGGUACAAGAAAUGGCUUUGGCACUGACCGGUUAUCGUCGCAAUCUAGCUAUCAAACUUUCGUCCGGCCGCCGUAAUAUUCCUGAUUGUUUUUUGCGAUCGUCUAGCUUUCCAUUUUUUCACGAAAGAUUUUCAUCGCCAUUUCCAUUAACGUCGCCACCAUCACUGUCGUCAUUCCUUAGUACUUCGUCAACCAAAUUCGUCGAAGUUAAUAGCGUAAAGAGUAUUGUGAGAGACUUCCUUUCAAGCAUUCGCUGCCCAUUGGUAUUUUACCUUAAGGCUUUUAAUUAUGCCAUCAUCCAAUGGUUGCAGGUGCUAUGUAGUAUUCUUGUCAAGGAACACAAUUUUAAGUUGAAUCCAGGACUUUGGUGCUUUACUCGGGAGUGCAUUGAAAAGUCUAAAUGUCCUUUAAAUCGUAUUAUCUGCAUAGCUUUCUUAACCGCUCAAUCCAUGAUUCUACGUUUGAGCAACGCCUGGAAAGCUUUCCAGCUGCUUUUUUCUUACUGCACUCAUCGAAUUUAUGACAGCAGUACAGUGUUACAGAGUUGUCCAAUGACAGUGUAUUCUUGUACAGCAAAUUUAAGUUCGAAUGUUCGAAAGGUUCUAAUCGAACAUACGAAAAACAAGAAGUUUCAAGUUGACUCACUUUUUACAGCUUCGGAAAUGGAGAAGCAAGAAGUUCUGAAGAUUCUUUUAAGUUUCACAGAAGAAAAAAUCGAGAUCGUCAUUGACAAUAUGCAGUUUGUGUGUUCAAACGACUCCCAAGGAAAGGAAGCAGAGGAAAAGGAUAUGGACUUGAAAUUCCUUUUACAUACAUGCUCUGAGGAUAACAGAAGACAAUUGAGUGGGCAAAAGAAGUCGCAAGGCAAGAACUCAAAAAGAAAUUUUAGAGGGAAAGUUCAGAUGAAUAUUUUUGGAUGUAUGUUUAAUACAAAGUUUAACCGUUUUUUUAAAGCUGCCAUUUUGUUUCUUUUUGUAUUGUUAUGGAUUGAAAUCGACACAAGAGGCCGCGUGUACAAUCUUGAUACAGCAUUAGGGGAGAAAUAUACUUCCUUUACAAAUAGUGUUAGUGAGAAGUUAAAUCAUUUGGAUAAGCAAGUAAGGUCGCUUAGUUAUGGCUUAUUGAGACUCGCUUACGAUGAUGCUAAGAAUUCAAGUCUUAAUAUAGAGAAUUACACUAAUUUCCCGGUCAAUUCGUUUUGGACGGGUAAAGAUAUUUUUGAUAAUUACGCUGAGUUGUACUCUAAACGAAAUAAAAAGCAUAAAACUUGUUUGAUCACAGAAACAAAGUGCCAUUUGGAGUAUAAGCUUUUAAUUUUAAUUACAACGCAUAUAUCGCAUUUUAAGAAGCGACAACUAAUUCGUAACACUUGGGGAAAUGACCAUAAAGCCCGAUGGAAAACAGUAUUCCUAGUUGGCCGUUCAUACGACAAAAGUGUUUUACAGGGCAUUGGUAACGAAAUUGAAAGACAUAAUGAUUUAAUUUUGAGCGACGUUAGAGAAGAUUUUUAUAAUUUGACCUACAAGGUUCAAGCUGGCUUCGAAUGGUCUGUCACAUAUUGCAAAUUUCAAUUUCUUUUGAAAGGCGAUGACGAUGUCUUUGUGAACAUGCCUCGAUUAUUUGCUUUUCUUGAUAACCCUGAUACAUCAAAAACAGAACUAUAUGCAGGUAAUGUACAAUAUCAAGCUAAAGUAUUUCGAGAUGGCCGAUACGCAAUUGGUAAAGUUGAAUUUCGGAAAAAUACUUAUCCUAGAUACUGUUCAGGCGGAGGUUAUGUUUUGUCUCAAGACGCUGUGAAGAAAAUGAUUACUGUAUUUACUGACGUAAAACCAAUUCGAAUCGAUGAUGCCUACGUUGGGGAAUUAGCCUUAAAAGCAGGCAUAGAUGUGGUCAGUGAUGGUAAUUUUAGAAUGUUUGAAGAUAAGAAUAAAUGUCGAUACAUAAACAGCACUAUAGUACACCAUCCUGUAGUUACUUCAGAUUGUAUGAAAACGCUUUUUGUUCGAAGUUUGGAAGAUGAAAGAUAAUAAACAUAAG